AUGUCUUUGGAUGCUAAAACCGAUAUUCCGAGAUCGGAUGAAUUUCUUAACUUGUACAGUAGACAAAUUGGCACGUUUGGCUACACAACGAUGCUCAAACUUACAAGAAUGCGUGUGUUCAUUUUAGGAAUAAACGGGGUGGGAAUAGAAAUAGCAAAAAACAUCACUCUAACUGGUCCUAGUUCUGUUACAAUCAAAGAAAAUAAGAUUGUAGAAUGGACAGAUCUAGGUGUUAACUUUUAUUGCAAAAAAGAGCAUGUUGGUAAAGUUCCGAUUAGUAAUGCAGUAUUACCUGCGUUGCAAAAUCUUUGUUCGUUCGUUUCUGUAAAAAUUUUUACUGAUGAUCUGACUGAAGCUAACAUUGAUAACUUUGAUGUGGUAAUCACGUGCAACCAAUUGAACGAAACAAACAUCUAUUUAAACCAACUAUGCCGUAAAUUUAAAAAAGGAUUUAUUUCUACGUUUAGUUACGGAUUAUUCGGUAGUAUUUUUGUCGACUUUGGAGACAAACAUAUAAUAUACGACAAACUCGGCGAGAAGUCUAAAUCAUAUGUUAUUGAGCGCCUUAUCGUAAAUGAGUCUGAAUCUAUAAUUUGUAUUCAAGCUAACUCUAGAUUAGAAAUUGAAGUGAAUAACAAAAUAAAAUUUAGUUCGUUAUCCGGCGUUGAAAACUCUGUCUUACAUGAAAAAUUAAAAAAUGGUGUGUUCCGAGUUAAAGAUGUUAAAAAGGACUGUGUCUACAUUGAUUUGGAGUGUGAAAGUGGAAUAUAUCAAUUUUCGGGAAAUAUUGCUACCUUGCCUAUAGAAGACGAACUAAGCUUUGAACCAUUCGAAAGACUUGCCGAAAGGCUUUACAAAUCUGGGCAAAGCUACAUUGGCUCUGUUAACAUGGCUCGUGAAAACUCUUCUGAACUUUUGUUUGUUUUUUGGAAAGCACUGUUGCAGUUACCCAACAUCGACGCGCUAGACAGAAAAAAAGAUUACACCAAUGAGAUAAUGGCCAACAUUGAGAAAGUGUCAAGUCAAUUGAGAAAUCAAAGUGACCGUUGGAAAAACAUACUCGAUUCUUUAAAAAAUAAAAAGUUAUUUGAGCAGCUUGCCAGGCAUGUCAACUGUGAAUUUCUCCCGGUUGCAACCAUAAUUGGAGCCAUCGCUUCGCAAGAAGCAAUCAAGUAUUUAGGGAAGUACAUUCCGUUAAAUCAGUGGUUUUUCUUCGACUGCAGUGAAGUUGUUCCCGAUUCGAAGGUUGAUACUCAGAGUAUUUCAGAGUCUAGAUAUGAAAGUUUAUUUAAAAUUCUUGGUGAAACAAAACUUAAAGAAUUGCAGACCAAAUCAGUGUUUUUGGUGGGAACAGGUGCCAUCGGUUGCGAGCUGAUAAAACUACUGGCUUUGCUAGGGUGUUCGACACAAGGAGGAAAAAUUGUGGCGACAGAUAUGGACUCAAUUGAAAUCAGCAACUUAAACCGUCAGUUUCUUUUUCAUCGAGAACAUAUUGGCAAAAGUAAAAGCCAAGUUGCUUGCUCUGCCGCUUUGGAAAUGAAUCCUGAUUUAAAUAUUGAAGCUUUGUGUCACAAGGUUGACGAGUCGACCGAAAAUAUUUUUUCUAACGAGUUUUGGAAAUCAAAUUCCUGCAUUUUGAACGCGCUCGAUAACAUCAAAUCGCGAAAUUACAUUGAUUCGCGAUGUGUUUGGAACGGUGUUCCACUGCUUGACAGUGGAACAUUGGGACUGAAAGGCAGUGUCCAAGCCAUCAUCCCACACUUGACAAAAUCUUAUGCGCAGUCGACCGAUCCAGACGAAGAAAGUAUCCCUCUUUGUACAAUACGACACUUCCCGACACAAAUUGACCAUACUAUUGAGUGGAGUCGCGAGCUCGAAGACGAUUUUGUACCAUCAAAUGUCACCAUAGAAAUCAAUCAAGACAUCAGCAAAAAGAAAAAGGAAACCAGAAUAGACUCGGUACUUGAAAAUGAACAAGUAGCACAGUUGUACAAGCAAUUCAAAUCUUUAAAUGGUGCUGAUUACAGUCGUUUGAACGCUAUAAAACCCAUUGAGUUUGAAAAAGACGAUGAUUCGAACUGCCACAUCAAGUUCAUUUAUGCAGCGAGCAACUUAAGAGCCACAGCGUAUAAUAUUGAGACCGUGUCUUUUCACGAAGUGAAAUUUAUUGCUGGAAAAAUAGUUCAGGCUGUUAUUACGACGACCUCAUUAGUAGCUGGUUUCGUGAUGAUUGAACUUGUCAAGCUAGAUACGUUAACUCAAUCGUUAGCUGGUAUUUGUGGUAAUCUUGCUUUUUCACCUCCAAAAACUGGAGAAGAAAAAGUGAGACUAUUACUUGACUAUUUGUAUCCUUGCCGUAGUUUAGAUCCUAGAAUAGAUGGUUUGUUUGGCGUUAUUCUUGAAGUAGCUGCCGGUAUUAAGCCUUUACCGACAGACAUUUCAUUGCCCCCACCGCCUUCUUUUAAUGAACUUGUUGAACGGGGUGUUUAUCCAUGGGCUGUCAGUAACGAUAUUCCUUUGUUUAUCAGAAAUUUAUUUCAAACAAACGAAGAGAACGCUGCGUUUAUAAAAGCAAAUUUAAUUGCUAAACAAGCAAUGGCUUGUUUAACAAACAAUACUCAUAAAGGUGAUGUUAAUAUUAGAUUAACCGGAAUGUCUAUUGAAUUUGGGCAAAUAAAUAUUACAAACCCAGAAUCAAUACCAGCGAGUAGAAUAGCAAUUUGUACAUGUCGUUAUGAUUAUGAAGAUGAGGAACAAAUUAUCAAAAACAAUAAUCGUAUAGCGAAAGAUUGGUUAUUCAGUAACGAAGGAAAUGCCAUAAUUCGUCAAACUAUUGAUCUAGAUAAUUUUGAUAUAUCGAAGAAUGGAUAUAACUCUUCUAUUAUAGUGACUGUAUACGACACAAAUAAUUUACUAAGUCCGCCGUUAACUGCAAAAAUUUCUCUAGUUGACCCUGCAACUUUAUUGCAGUACAACAGCUACAAUUUAGUUUCUAAUAACAAUAUCGUUGGAACUAUUUUAUUAAACUUGUUUCCAAUUCCGAGAAACUCGGCUCUGUUAGCUUAUAGAGUAAAAGAAAAUGUCGACUUGUUUGGAAAACCUUUUAAACAACCACUCCCUGAACAAGAGUUUAUUGCUCCCAAUAACAUGAUGAAUGAUGUUUCUAAUAUUGGCUAUAGUUCUUAUCCGAAUCCAGCUAACCUAAAUUUACUAAUGAACCUUAAUCAACCAGGUAAGCGAAAUAUCGAGGUACCUGAUUUAGAACCUAUUAACGCAUCAGUGCCUAUGCAAAAUUUUGGUGUUCAAACAGAUAAACAUGAAGUAACCGCAGUUCCAGUUACUAGAAAAAUGAUUAAUGGCAGCGGUGUUAAAGAGGGAGAUAUCCAAGAUAAAGCAACCCAAUUUAACCUUGCAACUAAAACAUCUAAGCCUGAUCCGUUACGAAAAACUAGUUUUGCUAUGAAAAACGAAGCUAUUGAAGCAGCAAUUAGUAAGGAUUUAACUAAAAAGUUCACUACAUUUGAUAUUAAAAAAAGUUCAGCUAAUUUUAAACCCAAAACCGAAAAUAAAAAAAUUCUAGCUGAGAGCGUAGCUCGCAUUGAACGACUUAGAGCUAUUAAUAAAACAAAAUUAAUUGAUGCCAAAAAACGAGAACUUUUAGAAGAUAGAGAUUCACAUAAAGUGUUUGGAGCAAAGAAUCUAAUUAAAAUGUUAUCCUUGAAAAAUAAAACAACUAGUGAUUUUAAUAUCCCAAUGAGUAAAUUGAAACAAAGCAAAUCAUUAAAGGCAGUGAAAUCAUCGAUAAAUAAUCUCAAAAGUAAGCCCAAUGAAAAUGAUGAUAGAGUAGACCAAUCACUUAAAGAACACGUAACACUUAAAAAAUCUAUUUCAUUAAAAUCAACACAACCUGAUAUAACUAAAUCUGAUACUCAAAAUGAUACUACAAAAAGGACUAUACCAAAUAAAAUACCAGAAAAUGAUAAAAGUAUUUCACCGGGUGACGCUAGUAAAAAUGAUCUCAAUUCUGAUAAAGCAAAUGUUGAUGUAGAUAAACGAUCGAGUCAAGCUAGGAAUGAAUCAAUUCCAAACAGUUCUGUAUCGUUUAAAAAACCAGAAAAUAAUGAAACAAAAGUAGAAACCAAUACAGAAUCAAAAACUCUGGCAGCUGAAAUGAAUGAUAAAAUUCUUAUAGAAACUAAGAAAACAGAUAGUAUAACGCAAGUAUCAACUAAGUUGUUAAAUAAAAAAGCUCAGAGCUCAGGUAGUAUAAGCAAAUCAGAAAUUGAAAUCCCAAACACUGUAGAUCAGUUUCCAGUUAACUCACUAAAUAAAGAAAAUAGUGUUAAAACUUCCUCGUCGGUGCUAUCAGCUCCAUUAAUAUCGAAAAAAUCUUUAUUAGUGCAUAAUCAAACUAAUGAUAUGGUCUUUAAAACAUCCGAUGCUAAUAACAAGAAACAAGAUGUUUUUAUUACUGAUACUUUAAAUAUUACUUCAUCUAGAUCAGAAGACGCUAUAUCAACUACUACAUCUAAAGAUCAACUGACUAAAAAAAAAUUAUUAACAAAAACAAGCGGAAUAAAAGAACUUAACUCUGAUAAAUUAAUAAAUUCUAGUCAAGAGCCAGGUUCUGUGUCUACAAUGAAUGCAACAUUAGGUCAAACUAAAAAAUCGGCUCAAACUUUCAUAAAAAAAACUUUAUUAAGCAAAAAAUUCUAA
This is a messenger RNA of Dermatophagoides pteronyssinus (European house dust mite), 4716 nucleotides long. RefSeq lists its product as uncharacterized. Lineage: Eukaryota; Metazoa; Arthropoda; Arachnida; Sarcoptiformes; Pyroglyphidae. The record is from RefSeq and is a predicted model, not a curated record.